Molecule: messenger RNA, 2810 nt
Organism: Anastrepha ludens (Mexican fruit fly)
Lineage: Eukaryota; Metazoa; Arthropoda; Insecta; Diptera; Tephritidae
Product: transcription factor grauzone-like
Exons: 6
Coding region: 1-2475 (824 amino acids)
Cellular component (GO): nucleus
Molecular function (GO): zinc ion binding
Source: RefSeq, a predicted model, not a curated record
AUGUUAUGCCGUCUGUGCAUUAGUGAUUGUGAUGAAUCCUCUGUAGAGCUUUUGGAUUCCGGGGGGAAAAGUACUACAGUUUACAAUGUUGUUGCGAAGUAUUUUGAAAAAGAGAUCAAUAUGACCAAAGUUAAAUCAGAAUUUGAUACAGCGCAAUAUGCAGAGUCAAUAAACUUGAAAUCUCAAGUGAUAUGCGUCAAUUGCUGGCGACGCAUAGAUGAUUUCCAUAAAUGGCAGGAAGAGGUGGUGAUCCAGCAAGAAGAGCGCUUAAAACAGCUUCAACUACCGUAUCAAAGGGAUAUGGUUGAAUGUGUGAAAUUAGAAAUGGAAAUGGAUGUCAACAACGUAGAUAUAUUUGCAAAUUCUUUUGCCGACGAUAUAUGUGAUAAUGAUGAGUUCUUAAAUGAGGCUACAGAAGAUCCUGUAGCUGUGUGCGAAACACAACAUGAAGGUCCGCCAAACAACUUUCUCUUUGUGGAUCAAGUAAUGGAUGACAAUUGUAGUAAUGAUAGCGCCUAUGAUGACGUGCCAUUGUUACGUAGAAAAAAACUGGCAAUAAGUACAACUCCAGUCGCGGUCAUUAAUCAACAAACCGGUGCCGAUACACUCGCAGCGAAAAGAGAAUGUCGUCUUUGUUUACAAGGGGGCGAUAAAAUUUUAUUGCAACCCUGUGCACAAGAAAUUGAGCUGAUUGUGUGUCCAACAACUAAACAAAUUUUUGGGAAUACAAUUAGCAAAUAUUUUUUGUAUAAAAAGAUGUUAUGCCGUCUGUGCAUUAGUGAUUGUGAUGAAUCCUCUGUAGAGCUUUUGGAUUCCGACGGAAAAAGUACUACAGUUUACAAUGUUGUUGCGAAGUAUUUUGAGAAAGAGAUCAAUAAUAUGACCAAAGUUAAGUCAGAAUUUGAUACAGCGCAAUAUGCAGAGUCAAUAAACUUGAAAUCUCAAGUGAUAUGCGUCAAUUGCUGGCGACGCAUAGAUGAUUUCCAUAAAUGGCAGGAAGAGGUGGUGAUCCAGCAAGAAGAGCGCUUAAAACAGCUUCAACUACCGUAUCAAAGGGAUAUGGUUGAAUGUGUGAAAUUAGAAAUGGAAAUGGAUGUCAACAACGUAGAUAUAUUUGCAGAUUCUUUUGCCGACGAUAUAUGUGAUAAUGAUGAGUUCUUAAAUGAGGCUACAGAAGAUCCUGUAGCUGUGUGCGAAACACAACAUGAAGGUCCGCCAAACAACUUUCUCUUUGUGGAUCAAGUAAUGGAUGACAAUGGUGGUAAUGAUAGCGCCUAUGAUGACAUGCCAUUGAUAUAUAGAAAAAAACUGGCAAAAAGUAAAACUCCAGUCGCGGCCAUUAAAAAGACCAGAAAAAGAAGAAAGGCCAAUAGAGUGGAGAAGAAAACAUCAGAAGUCGAAUCGAAUGGGGAAUCUAAUGUAGAUGAGGAUAAAGAUGUUAUAAACACUCCUGACAAAGUUAAAGAAAAAAAUGGGAAAACAAAAAAUUUCGAUGCCUUUAUAGCCCAACAUUUCAAAGAGCAAUUGCCUUGUGAGCUGUGUGGGCAUCAGUCCGCUGAUUUCACUGAACUGCGCUUACACUUUCGCGAAGUACACAAACACGAAAAGGGUUACGUAAAAUGUUGUAAGCACAAGUACAGCCAACGUUUCCACUUCGUUGAACAUUUGCAACUGCAUUUGAAUCCACAAAAGUUUCAGUGUACUGAAUGUGGUAAAUGUAGUGCCAAUGGUAGGAGUUUGGUAGCGCAUAUGAAAUCAAUGCACGGGCCCAAGCCAUUAGAACGGCGCUUCGAAUGUGAAAUUUGUCAUAAAAAAUUCGCUAAGCAACCCAUUUUGAAAACGCAUAUGGAAACCCACGCUGAAGGCAAUCCCGAUCACGUCUGCAAAGAAUGCGGAAAGGGCUUUGUGUUAGAGAGUCGUCUCAACAUUCACAUUCGCAAUGUACACAGCACUGCCUAUCAAAGUGUUUGUGAUCAAUGUGGUAAAUCCUUCCGUGGCCGUUAUGCGCUAAGAUACCAUAUGCUAGAACAUGAGGGUGGAGGUAAACGACUUUGGCCCUGUGAUAUAUGCGAAGCUCAGUUACAUUCCAAAUUCAGUUUGGGGCGACAUAAACGUAUAGCUCAUCACGACGGGUCGACAGUAUAUGUUUGCGGUGAAUGUGGCAAAGUGGCGUUGACUGAGGAUGCCUUAAAGUCGCAUAAACGCUACGUACACCAGCGAGAGCGUAUUCACAAAUGCACGGUGUGCGAAAAAGCAUUCAAGGCAUCCAAAGUAUUGAAGGAACAUAUGACAACACAUACUGGCGAGGAUCUGUAUCAAUGUCCGCAUUGUCCGCGUACCUUUAAGGUGAAUGCGAAUUUGCACCAUCAUCGCAAACGAAAACAUCCUAAAGAAUGGGCGGAAAAUCGAAGACAGCGGCAAAUGUCUUUCAAACGUGUAGACCUUAGCACCAUAUCGAAUGAAGUGGUGUUGUAAGUACGAGUAUAUGUGUAUAAAGGAUGUGGUUGUAUUGACUCGAUAAAUAUGUUUUUGUAUAAAAUGAAAUGCUUAAAUCAUAGUUUUUUUUAGUAAUGGUAUUGGCGCAAAUAUAUCUAACCUCUUUUUAAUCACUUUAUUAAAGAUAGUAAAAUAAUGAAGUAAAAAUUUUGAAUAUAAAACGAUUUUUAAACUUGUCAAGAACAGCUACUAUAGAGUUUUAAGAAAUGUUUUUUUUUUAACAAAUGAGCUAGUAUUUUAGGUUAACUUCCAUUUAAGACAAUAUUGUUUAUAAUUUAUUAAAAUGAUUUUCAAUAUUUUUUUCUACAAUAAUA